Molecule: messenger RNA, 739 nt
Organism: Harpegnathos saltator (Jerdon's jumping ant)
Lineage: Eukaryota; Metazoa; Arthropoda; Insecta; Hymenoptera; Formicidae
Product: acylphosphatase-1
Exons: 4
Coding region: 271-642 (123 amino acids)
Molecular function (GO): acylphosphatase activity
Source: RefSeq, a predicted model, not a curated record
UUAUAUGAGACGUGAUCAAACGCGAUUGAUGUUGGAAGAUCGAAUAGACACUCGGUCUCGAGUAGUCCUUUUAUUCGUUCUCGACGUACCGGAAAGACUGUUGAAAAGUUCGUCGCUCGAAAACACACGCGUUUCCUCGUGAAUAUAAGCGUCGCCAAGUUACCCUGCCAAUUAUUUCCGGAACAUAUAGCGCGCGACCAAACGAACUAGCGACAUCUGGCCAAACAGUCGACCUUGUCGGACGGCUUGGAUCAAGCUCUCGAUGUGCGAAUGAUUAGAUUCGUGCAUCUCGCGUGUUUACUUUUCUCGUUGCUGCUUUGCGAGUUCCCGCUAACAAUAGAAAGGACGAAAAUGUCAAGGAUGAUCGCGCUAGAUUUCGAAGUGUUCGGCAUCGUACAAGGUGUAUUCUUCAGGAAGUAUACCCAAAAGCGCGGCCUAGAGUUGGGUUUGACAGGAUGGUGCAUGAAUACCGCAAACGGUACCGUUGUCGGCCACCUGCAAGGAGAGAAAAAACAAGUGGAGGAGAUGAAACAAUGGCUUCGUCACACCGGCAGUCCACAAUCGCGAAUCGACAAGGUGGAAUUCCGCAACGAGAAGGAGAUCUCCGAGCAGUCAUUUUCGAAAUUCGAGAUACGGAAAUAAAAACGAAAUGAAUCGGAGAUGCAAGAGUCUGCUAAUGAGUAGAAACAAUUAAGUCAUUCGUGUGACGCAUAUAAGCUAUUAAUUAAUAUUAAUACUU